This is a messenger RNA of Dracunculus medinensis (Guinea worm), 339 nucleotides long. NCBI's taxonomy places the organism in Eukaryota, Metazoa, Nematoda, Chromadorea, Rhabditida, Dracunculidae. The record is from the annotation of a GenBank genome assembly.
AUGUUCUUGUUCCUUUGUUUGAUCGUAUUGCCUACAGUAUUUGGUGGCACUACGGUACUGGAAAUUUGCAAUAAAACGGUUGGUGGUGAUAAUAAACGUCGUCCAACGGUUGAUCCAAAUCUAUGCUAUGAUAAUGACGCUAAUGCUUGUCAUGCAGCGUUAGGAGUGACAGAUGGUCAAAAAUUACUAAAUCAAAAUAAAGAAGAUGAGGAUUAUGAAGUGCAUGAAAAUUGUUAUAAACCAGAGCUACGAGAUUAUGCACAACGAGAAUGCCCAAGGACAUGUGCAAUGUGUUGCUUAAGCAAAGCAUUCAAUUGCGAAAAUGGUUAUUAUUUUUAA